Messenger RNA from Talaromyces stipitatus ATCC 10500, 849 nucleotides. RefSeq lists its product as uncharacterized. The record is from RefSeq and is a predicted model, not a curated record. The transcript has 2 exons. Gene Ontology annotation, molecular function: nucleic acid binding; RNA-DNA hybrid ribonuclease activity. Gene Ontology annotation, biological process: DNA replication, removal of RNA primer. Lineage: Eukaryota; Fungi; Ascomycota; Eurotiomycetes; Eurotiales; Trichocomaceae. The coding region runs from base 1 to 849 and encodes 282 amino acids.
AUGAAUUACACACACACACACACACACACUGUAACCGAAUCGUUGAAGGAUAAGGUCCACCUGCGGACGCUGGGUACCGUGCAGAGAACAGCCCUCAUUCGCAUUCUCUCUGCAUUCAAGACCGUAUCCACCGCAGCGCUUGAGGUCGAAUCCUGCAUACUGCCAACCCACUUACGACUCAAACAAAGUGCACAGAUUGUCGCCGCCCGCCUUAGCACCCUCCCAGACGACCAUCCAGGCUGUGUGGUGGUGCGGACCCCAGCGUUCCUAGAGAUUGACAUUGAACCAGACCAUGACAAAGCCAAACACAAAGCAUCUGCUCUCCAAGAUACAGCCGGUAUUGCGGUUUUCUCGGAUGCGUCAGGCCAACAUAACCAUCUAGGAGCCGCAGCAGUCGCCCUAGACCGAAAUAAUAAUGUGAUCCAACAGCGGAAAGUCAGCAUUGGCUCUAUGGAAUACUGGUCGGUAUAUGCAGCCAAGCUCAUGGCCAUAUACUAUGCCAUUAGUCUUGUCCUCAAGAUCGCGAUGGAAACUCGGCAAGCUAUGACAGAUAGACAGGAACCGGCAACUAUCCUGAGUGAUAGCAUGUCAGUGCUUCAAGCCCUCUCCAAUGCACGGAAUAAGUUAGGACAGAGGAUCAUCCAAGCGGUUCAACAAUCAGUGCAAGAGUUGCAAACACAGGGAAUCCCACUCCGCCUCCAGUGGGUGCCGGGACAUUGUGGUGACCUGGGCAAUGAGGCGGCUGAUCGGCUGGCCAAAGAAGCCAUGGGCCCCGAGAAAGAACACCCCUUUCAACAUCUACUGUCGCGGGAGAAAGGAUUUAUCCGCAACCGAAUCCAGAAGGAAUGA